Molecule: messenger RNA, 2592 nt
Organism: Penicillium brasilianum
Lineage: Eukaryota; Fungi; Ascomycota; Eurotiomycetes; Eurotiales; Aspergillaceae
Source: the annotation of a GenBank genome assembly
AUGGGGACCUCGCAGUUGACACUCCCAACCAGCCCUGAGUUUAGCUCAAGGGAGCGUAUUGCAAACCAUAUUGAGCUGAUGCGAAGGUUCAAAUGCAUUUUGGACGAUGCCGAGCAACCUAGCAGGCCCACGCAGGCAUGCCCGCCCCCUCCGCCUCGUAUUUUAGGUCAAAAAGACGAGGCCAAAUGGAAUGUGCAAUGCCUGCUUAUGAGCGCUGAGAUCCGGUAUUCGAUGUACCUUCGAAUUUUAGCAAGAUGGAUUACGUCUCGUGAUUUUCAAUCAUCUAGGGAUGAGUGGCCACUCCCACCAUGGGACGUUGCUAUUAUAUUAUAUGCUCAUCUUCUGUCACCGUUCAAUUUCCAGAGAGACAUUGAAUCGCAUUUCCCAAGUCUUUGGAGAGCAGAGAUCGAAUUUCCUCUCGCAGGGAUGCUCUCUACCAAUACAGAUGAAGCCAGUAAACGUAUGUGGCAAAAAGGAUAUCCCGAUACUCCUUAUCAGAUUGUCGACUUCACUCCUGCUGGGGAACUCAUGUACGUCACUGAGAAUGGCAUGGAUAUCCACGGCUAUAAAUGUCGCUCGACGGACUGCGCGGGGAAAGGAGCAUAUGUCAUCCCCAUGACCGAAUGGCCUCAAUUCCGGGUUGGCCGCGCCGAAUUUGUCUGUCCGGGCUGUAAGACGAGGACCAGACCCACCAAGGCCACCCCUGUGCUUGAACUCUGCCGUCGUGCCUUCGGAUUCUCCAUCUUCGACUUGUGGGACAGCCCUCAACGACAGUUCGGUAAACAAGGAUUUGUGGAUCGGAUUUUAGCCUUGACCCAGACUCAAAGCCAGUUGCCAGACCAUGUCUUCCGCUAUCUUAAAUUCUUACAGCUCAUGAAAGAAAACAAAUCUGCCACUCUUGUCCCAACGCUCGACAUCGAUCUUCUUUGGCAUACACACCAGCUCUCGCCGGUCGCAUACGAAAAGUACUGCAACACCCACGUAGGCCGACGAAUUAACCACGUCGAUACCAUCCACGCAACGAGGCGCUCUCCAAGGGAGGACGAUACGGCAAGCCUUUGGGCGAUGCGAUAUGGCGAGUCGUACUUUGACCCGCAAAACACGGUCAAGACUGCCGAGAUCGAAAAACGCAAAGCCGCGUAUCAAAAGGACUUGGAGGGCAUAGGAACUAAGCUGGCCGCGUACGACGACGAUCGCAAACAUCUAAAGACGGCACUAGAUGAGGUAAAUGAUCGUCUAGAAACUAAGCUCACUGCUUAUCGCGAAGCGCAAGACGCGGCCACGGCGCUGAGCACGAAGUUGGCGGGUAUACAGACGUCUAUAGAGUCUAUCAAGCCAACACUGCGGCUGCUGACGCUACGUUACUACCGUCAGCCCCGAAGGCAGCAUCUUAAGGAGCUGCAGAAAGAGCUCACGUUGUUAACUGAGCAGCGCUUAUAUAGGGCGCGCGAGGUGGACAGUCGCUACCAGGAGUAUAGCUUUGUGUACCGAAAGCAAGGUCAGAAAUUACGCUUAUGGGAGGAGGCACAGAGGGACAGGCGGCGCCUAGAGCAGCGGCUUACGCUUGAGGUGGCAAAGUCGAAAGCGGAGAUCUGGCAUUUCAAUGUCAGCAGAGGAGAGCAACAGCAUCAGGAGGACCGGUACAAUGGGUCGUGGUACUCUAUUGUGCCGUCAGAGGCGCAACUCGAUGUGCAUCCCAUCCUGGAUACAUGGGGUAUUCUGGGGGCGGCGGAUGUGGUGAAGGAAGUGGUACUGCUGGAGGGUGCGCUGGAGGAUGUGGAGGAGGAAGUGGUACUGGAGGAGGAUGCGGAGGAGGAUGCGGAGGAGGAUGCGGAGGAGGAUGCGGAGGAGGAUGCGGAGGAGGAUGCGGAGGAGGAUGCGGAGGAGGAUGCGGAGGAGGAUGCGGAGGAGGAUGCGGAGGAGGAUGCGGAGGAGGAUGCGGAGGAGGAUGCGGAGGAGGAUGCGGAGGAGGAUGCGGAGGAGGAUGCGGAGGAGGAUGCGGAGGAGGAUGCGGAGGAGGAUGCGGAGGAGGAUGCGGAGGAGGAUGCGGAGGAGGAUGCGGAGGAGGAUGCGGAGGAGGAUGCGGAGGAGGAUGCGGAGGAGGAUGCGGAGGAGGAUGCGGAGGAGGAUGCGGAGGAGGAUGCGGAGGAGGAUGCGGAGGAGGAUGCGGAGGAGGAUGCGGAGGAGGAUGCGGAGGAGGAUGCGGAGGAGGAUGCGGAGGAGGAUGCGGAGGAGGAUGCGGAGGAGGAUGCGGAGGAGGAUGCGGAGGAGGAUGCGGAGGAGGAUGCGGAGGAGGAUGCGGAGGAGGAUGCGGAGGAGGAUGCGGAGGAGGAUGCGGAGGAGGAUGCGGAGGAGGAUGCGGAGGAGGAUGCGGAGGAGGAUGCGGAGGAGGAUGCGGAGGAGGAUGCGGAGGAGGAUGCGGAGGAGGAUGCGGAGGAGGAUGCGGAGGAGGAUGCGGAGGAGGAUGCGGAGGAGGAUGCGGAGGAGGAUGCGGAGGAGGAUGCGGAGGAGGAUGCGGAGGAGGAUGCGGAGGGGGAUGCGGAGGGGGAUGUGGUGGUGGUUAAGGAUUGCGUGAGAAUCUUGUUCAAUUAA